This is a messenger RNA of Neospora caninum, 1404 nucleotides long. RefSeq lists its product as uncharacterized. The transcript has a single exon. Bases 1 to 1404 code for a protein of 467 amino acids. Gene Ontology annotation, cellular component: nucleus; cytoplasm; centrosome. Gene Ontology annotation, biological process: regulation of cytokinesis; mitotic cell cycle; protein phosphorylation. NCBI's taxonomy places the organism in Eukaryota, Apicomplexa, Conoidasida, Eucoccidiorida, Sarcocystidae. The record is from RefSeq and is a predicted model, not a curated record. Gene Ontology annotation, molecular function: protein kinase activity; ATP binding.
AUGUCCCCGCGAAGUAAUCUACGGGUUGCCGAAGGCGACCAACUUAAAAGAAACCAUGAAGAUGAUGAAGAACCAUCCGAGGAGACCGGUAUCUGGGACACAGCCGCUACGCGUCAGUGGAUGAAACCCAUUCGAUCUCAUCACUUCCGCACCGACGAUUUCAUAGCAAUGGGAUUACCAUCAGGUGCUCAGCACGAAUCAAAAGAUUCUAAUUGGCCACUGAACACUGCGGCAUUCGUGGAAACUCCUAGCGGAGUCAACCAGUGGACUCGCCCAGUUGGCUUUCUCAACGCUGUGAAGUGGUUCUGGCCGCAAGGCACGAUAGCCAAAGUUGUUGACGAUAGAGGCAUAACGCACAGCCUAACGUGGCGUAAACUCUUGGGAGUCGGCGGUAUGGGCGGUGUUCUGUUCGUUGAAGAUGAGGACGAACCGCUUACGAGCCCGCUCAAGCGUUUCGCGGGUAAGAUUAUCUACCAACAGAGCGAACCUUCCUACGAGCUAUCUCAAGCGAAAAAGUAUCUGUAUCAGAUACGGGAUGAGGAGAUCGGUGUAGCGUCGCUGUUUGAACAGGCAGCCCUGUCUUUGCACGACUGCCCACCGACCACUGCUGGGAGAAUGCGAUUUCUUUUCAAGAAGGGCUUUGUACUCCCUCAAACAAUGUUCCGGCUGGAGGGCACCACGCAGGCACCACGCUUGGGGGAUAUCGUUGAAGCUAGUCCCGAGAUAGUCGGCUCACCCGAUGGACUUUUGAUGCGGCUUGAUCCGCACGUCAUCGCCUAUCCGAUUUUGGGUCCUGACCUUGAGAACUUGGAGGUGCCGGAGUGGAACUUAAGUACUAUAACGUACACCAUAUAUAAGCUUACGCACUUGAUGGCCACGAUGCAAGAGAUGAACCUCGUCCACACAGAUGUCAAGGCAGAGAACUUCCUUGCUGGAGAUGAUGGCGAACUGUUUGUUGCGGAUCUUGCCAUGGCAGUUAAGGCGGGGCCUGCAACACUGACUCCAUGCUUCCAAGGGACCGUCUCGUAUCUAGACCCGAAAGUCGCCGCAUGUGCUGGCAGAUAUGGUUCUCAGUCGCCAACGGCCAAACGGGACGCGUAUGCUCUCGGAGUUACUUUCUAUAAGCUUCUCUGCCGCAGGAAGCCUUUUCAGCUUGAGCAGCUCGAACACGAAGCAACAGAACAGGACCAGAAACGCCAGCCAAGCUACUCCGGGGCGCUGCAUCUGCUCUCCGGUAUAUCCAAGCUUAGGAGGAAGGACUGGGUCGAACGGGAAUGCCCCAUAGCGGAUGAGAGUCUCUUGACAAUCACCAAACUCCUCCUGGACCCUCAGGAGGGAACACGGUGGACACCACUUGAUCUCGUGAAAAAAGUUCCGUUUUUCAAGCCAGUGCCCGGGAUCUAA